GAGUGUCGCCACUUGAUGGCUCGUAAUGUUGUUUACAACUAACAAAUAAUUCGUGGAGAAUUAAUUGAAUUAAAUAAGUUGUUACUGAAUUUCUUUCUGAAAGAUAAUACUAAACAUGUCUAGAGUAGAGUUAAAUACUAUUCAGGCUAAGCUUAAAGCUGCCAUCCAAAACCAUCAGAUGCUGGUGGUAAAAAUGAAAGGAGACAACCAGAAUGUUUCACUAAAGAAAGGCUUGGCAGAACUCCAAGAAGAGAUCAAGAGACUCAGUGAAGAGCAGAAAAAAAUCGUCAUGAAACUUCGAGAAAGUUUGGUGAAAUCCAGUCCUCAGAGCCUGCCACCACCCAUGGUUACAGUCAGUCAGACCAUCACAGCAAUUGGGCAGCCGAGGCUAGUCAGCUUCCCAACACAAGGAGGAUCAACCAUUUUGCCAGUGGGGAUGGUGGCUGUUCCUAUAGCUCACAUGCAGCGGCCAGCUGUUGGAAUGGCCAUUCAUUCUGCAGGUGGCCCAUUAUCUCAGGCCACCAACAUAUCUCUGAUACCUGCAGGAAUUCUGAGUGCUGGCUGUAACCUGGCCAACAACACCCUUGGGGGCAUUCUCCAUGGCAACAUAACUAUCAACAACUUUGGUAACCUCGGCAACACAGUCUCCAGUUUGUCUAGCAGCAGCAGGUCUAAUGUGGUCAGCACUCACGUCCAGAGUCAAGUGGCCAAUGGUAGCAGCACCCCAAGCUGUGCUGGAGCCUCUAGCCACACCACCAACAGAACCAACAACAUGGCCGCAUCCAAUGAUUCCAGCAAAUCUUCCACCAGCAUAGUACUCAACAAUUUGACAAACAUGGCCAACCUCUUCAUAGCAACCAGCAUAAACAAUGCUAGUCUUAUAGCAAACCCGCCCAUAGCAACCAGCAUAAACAAUGCUAGUCUUAUAGCAAACCCGCCCAUAGCAACCAGCAUAAACAAUGCUAGUCUUAUAGCAAACACGCCCAUAGCAACCAGCAUAAACAAUGCUAGUCUUAUAGCAAACCCGCCCAUAGCAACCAGCAUAAACAAUGCUAGUCUUAUAGCAAACACGCCCAUAGCAACCAGCAUAAACAAUGCUAGUGUAAUAGCAACCAGCAACUGCAACGGACAUGUGAGCAGCUCUUCCUGUCUACCAGCCACCCCUGGCUUGAUUGUGACUCACUUCCAGCAACAGCCGUUAGUACAGCCUCAGCUGUUGCAGCAACAGCAGCAGCAAAUCUUACAGAUGAUACAACAACAGCAGCAACAGCAACAACCCCAGCAGCGCCUCGCCUCUCACCUGCCAAUCAAAGUUCCUCAGUACACCGCCUCACUCAUUCGGCCAGUCACUGCACCUGCUCAGUACUGCAACAUCGCCCCUGCACCUACUACCCAAGCUUUAGCAGCACCAUGUACAACAAAGGUCAGUCAAGCUUUAGCAGCACCAUGUACAACUAGGGUCAGUCAAGAGUCCCCGAAAGAGGUGAUGAAGGUACGGCAGACACAAGUGGGGAAGGUACACGACCAGACACACACCAAAGUCAUAUCCAGCCAACUAGAGAAAGAAAAAUUUCUGGAGCUGUUGGAGCUGUACACAGUUGAUGCCCUCAAUGAAAUGCUGCGAAGAAGAAAUGAGAGGAAAAGACGAACCACAGCUAAUCCUCAUUACAGUUUUGGCUUUGAAAUGAAUCGCAAAGAAAGAGGCACAAUUAAAAAACACAGAGGUCGAGGACCUUCACUGGACAGUUGGGUGGACUCUACAGAGCACAACACAGGCAGCAAGAAAAUGCAGGACAACCAUGACGACUACUGCGCUGUGUGCAACAAGGGCGGACAACUGUUGAUGUGUGAGACCUGCCGCUUUGUCUACCAUCUGGACUGUCUAAACCCACCUUUAACUCAAGCUCCCAAGUACGCAUGGAGUUGUCCCCACUGUCUGGUGUCUGGGAAAGGUCUGGCCCAUUUAAACAGCUCAGCUCUGGCCAAAGUUCACUCCUACAUCAGUCACAGAACAGCCCAGGUAGAUGCCAUGAAAACAGAGAAAGUCAAAAGCAAAGAAUUAUCCGAGGAAUUGACAAUGUUGGGCACACAACUGCAAGACUUGAGCUCCAAACUCAAAGAAGAAACAGAGACACAAACACGACUAACUGUUGAAGAAAACAACGUUCAGCAAGAUCUCGCCACAUUGACAGAAUUUAUUCAUAGUAUGAAAGACUCUACAGCAGGCCAUUUUGUCUAGACCACAGCAGGAACUGGCCAUUUUGUCUAGACCACAGCAGGAACUGGCCAUUUAGACCACAGCAGGA
Physella acuta is the source of this 2306-nucleotide messenger RNA. Its product is annotated as PHD finger protein 21B. Lineage: Eukaryota; Metazoa; Mollusca; Gastropoda; Physidae. The record is from RefSeq and is a predicted model, not a curated record.